This is a messenger RNA of Mytilus californianus (California mussel), 3215 nucleotides long. RefSeq names its product DNA replication licensing factor MCM6-like. Bases 50 to 2470 code for a protein of 806 amino acids. The record is from RefSeq and is a predicted model, not a curated record. Gene Ontology annotation, cellular component: nucleus; MCM complex. The transcript is spliced from 16 exons. Gene Ontology annotation, molecular function: single-stranded DNA binding; single-stranded 3'-5' DNA helicase activity; ATP binding. Gene Ontology annotation, biological process: mitotic DNA replication; DNA replication initiation; double-strand break repair via break-induced replication. Lineage: Eukaryota; Metazoa; Mollusca; Bivalvia; Mytilida; Mytilidae.
AAAAUCUUCAUUGUUGUAAACAUUCAUUGCAAGAAACGUUCAGGAAGUCAUGGAUGUUGCAGAGCAGGCAGUCGUUACAAAUCAAGUCAAAGAUCAGAUUGGAGAAAGAUGCCAAAAACUCUUUCAAGACUUUUUAGAGGAAUUUCAAGUUGACGACCAACAAAAGUAUUUAUCAGAAGUUCAGGAGUUAAUCAGACCUGAAAGGAACACAUUGACUGUUAGUUAUGAAGACGUGGAGAAGUUCAACCAACAAUUGGCUGUAACGAUACUGGAGGAAUAUUACAGAGUUUACCCCUAUCUGUGUAGAGCAGUCAGAAAUUAUGCCAAGGAUUGGGGACAAAUUCCACCUGCAAAAGAGUUUUAUGUUAGUUUUACAGAUGUGCCUACCAGACUAAAAGUGAGAGAACUGACAACAGCAAAGAUAGGAACCUUGUUAAAAAUUACUGGUCAAGUUGUACGAACCCACCCUGUCCAUCCAGAACUGGUCAGUGGAACUUUCAUGUGCCUAGAUUGCAGAACUAUUAUAAAAGAUGUGGAACAACAAUUUAAAUAUACACAGCCCUCAAUUUGUCGGAAUCCAGUUUGUAAUAACAGGUCACGGUUCAUGCUUGAUGUAAACAAGUCAAAGUUUGUGGAUUUCCAGAAAGUCAGAAUACAGGAAACACAGGCUGAGCUGCCAAGAGGGAGUAUUCCUAGGAGUGUUGAAAUUGUCCUACGAGCUGAGGCAGUGGAAACAGCACAGGCAGGAGACAAGUCAGAUUUUACAGGAACUCUUAUUGUGAUACCAGAUGUAGCUACAAUGGCUGCCCCAGGUGCCAGAGCCGAGACCUCAUCUCGAGUGAAGGGUGCAUCAGGAUAUGACACAGAAGGAGUUAGAGGAUUAAAAGCAUUAGGAGUCCGAGAUUUGACAUACAAAAUGGCUUUCUUAGCAUGUAAUGUGUCAUCCAGUAACCCAAGGUUUGGCGGACGAGACAUGAGAGAUGAAGAAAUGACUGCAGAAACUAUUAAGAAACAAAUGACAGAUGAAGAAUGGCAGAAAGUUUAUGAAAUGAGUUUAGACAAAAGUUUAUAUACUAACCUAUGUACGAGUUUGUUUCCUACUAUACAUGGAAGUGAUGAAAUCAAAAGAGGAAUUUUACUGAUGUUGUUUGGAGGUGUUCCUAAGGUUACAAUGGAAGGAACAAAUCUCCGUGGUGAUGUAAACAUUUGUAUUGUGGGGGAUCCAAGUACUGCUAAGAGCCAGUUCCUAAAGCAGGUGGAGGAGUUUAGUCCAAGGGCUGUAUACACCAGUGGAAAGGCUAGCAGUGCUGCUGGUUUGACUGCAGCUGUUGUUAAAGAUGAGGAAUCUUAUGAGUUUGUGAUUGAAGCUGGUGCCCUUAUGUUGGCAGAUAAUGGUGUCUGUUGUAUUGAUGAAUUUGAUAAGAUGGACCCUAAAGAUCAGGUGGCUAUACAUGAAGCCAUGGAACAACAGACCAUCUCAAUAACAAAAGCUGGAGUCAAGGCUACACUGAAUGCAAGAACCUCUGUGUUGGCAGCAGCUAAUCCUAUUGGUAGUAGAUAUGACAGGUCAAAGUCACUGAAGCAGAACAUUUCCUUAACAGCACCAAUCAUGUCUCGAUUUGAUCUAUUCUUUAUUCUUGUAGAUGAAUGUAAUGAGGUUGUAGAUUAUGCUAUUGCCAGAAGAAUUGUAGAUCUACACAGUCGAGUCGAUGAAUCUGUUGAAAGAGUUUAUUCUGUGGAAGAUAUUACAAGAUACAUCAUGUUUGCCAGACAGUUUAAACCAAAGAUAAGUAAAGAUGCUCAAGAAUAUAUGAUAGAAGAAUAUAAACGUUUACGGCAGCGUGAUGGCACAGGAGCAGCAAAGUCAGCUUGGAGGAUAACCGUGAGACAAUUAGAAAGUAUGAUCCGUUUAUCAGAGGGCAUGGCACGACUGCAUUGUCAGGAUGAGGUUCAACCAAAGCAUGUUAAAGAAGCUUUCCGUCUUCUGAACAAGUCCAUCAUUCGUGUGGAACAACCAGACAUACAUUUGGAAGAGGAGGAAGAGGAAACUGAAGAGGAUGUAGAAAUGGAAGAAGCCACACCGACUCCAGCAGAGCAGACACCAGCAGCUCAACCAGAUAAUCAGCCAAAGAAAGGACUAAAACUGUCUUACGAGGACUACAAACAUCUAGCCAAUUUACUGGUGCUUUAUCUGCGUAGACAGGAAGAAGAGACAAUGAAUGAAGACUCGCAAGGUAUCAGAAGAAGUGGGGUAGUUGAAUGGUACCUGAGGGAAAUGGAAGCUGACAUAGAUUCAGAAGCCGAAUUAAUUGAAAGAAAAACAAUUGUGGAAAAAGUUAUAGACAGACUUGUCCAGCAUGACCAUGUGUUAAUAGAGUUGAAACAGACCGGAUUAAAAACAAGUGAAGGAUUAGUUAGAGAAGAUGAUCCAUUCUUGGUUGUCCAUCCGAAUUAUGUUAUUGAUUCGUGAGAUUGUUCCAGUAAAUUGAUUUAUUAGACGAGUAUAAUGAAAUUUGAGGUCAUAAAAUAAUGGAUUUCAUUUUUUUUUUAAAGUGCUUUGUAUAAGAAGGUAAAAUUGAUUUAAACCUGUUAAUCAAAAAAAUGGAUUUCAAAAGAAGGUUAUUAGAAUUGAUUUGAAUAGAAACAUUAAUUAAAAAAGUUAAUAAUAAACCUGCAUCAUCAGACUAGAGUUUAUACAUACAGUGAAAAUAUAUAAGGGAAGGAGUGACCAAAAUUAUAUACCUGUCCUGUUUAUAACUUGGAAUAUUUUUUGAGGAGAUCUUUUUUUGAAAGAUUUUUCAUUUUAGGCAUUGAUUAUUUAUACUGUAGUAAUAAUUUUUUAAUUGAGCAAACGUUUGUUGAUAUUUGCAAAAAAAAAAAAAUAUAUGUAAAAUUAGCUAUUCUUGUUAAGAGAUGAAAUAUUUCUAAUAAUUUGUCUUAAUGGAGAAAAAAAUGUGAUGUUCAGGUCACCUGACUGACUAUCAUUUUUUACCCCCACCAAACAAAAAAGAAUUAAGAAAAUGAACUUAAAUUAUAAAUCUAGGUCCAGAAGUCUCAUAACUUAAAUACCACACAAUUCUGCGACUUUUCACAAAAUAUUUUAUGAUUAAAAUUGAUCGCAAGUUAUACUGAAAUGUUCAUGACUUACAAGUAUAAGAUUUUUUGCGAUAAGAGCCCCUGUCUUGGCCAUAAUUAAGCAGGGCUUUCACAUUCUU